AUGGCCUUUCAUAGCCUCCUGGAUAAAACUGGAGGCCUGGGCAGAUUCCAGAUCCUUCAGAUGGUUCUCCUUUGUUUCUCCAACUUCCUAGCGUACCCCCACAUUCUCCUGGAAAAUUUCACCGCCGCCGUCCCCGCCCACCGCUGCUGGGUCCCGCUCCUGGACAACGACACCGCGUCCUCCAAUGGCACCGGGACCCUCAGCCAGGACGCCCUCCUCAGGGUCUCCAUCCCCCUGGACUCCAGCCUGAGGCCCGACAAGUGCCGCCGCUUUGUCCACCCACAGUGGCAGCUGCUGCAGCUGAAUUGGACCUUCCCCGACGGUGGCGCGGCGGCCACAGAGCCGUGCCUGGACGGCUGGGUGUACGACCGCAGCGCCUUCCCGUCCACCAUCGUGACCGAGUGGGACCUGGUAUGUGACUCUGAGUCACUGAACUCAGUGGCUAAGUUCCUGUUCAUGGCUGGCAUGGUGGUGGGAAGCCUCAUCUGUGGGCACUUUUCAGACAGGCUCGGCCGGAGGUUGGUGAUCAAAUGGUGCUUCUUCCAGCUCGCUGUCUCCGGCACCUGUGCAGCCUUUGCACCCAACUUCUUCAUCUACUGCUCCCUGCGCUUCUUGGCUGGGUUUUCUACCACAAGUAUCCUGACAAAUUGUGCUACACUCAUGGUAGAAUGGGUGGUACCCAAAUACCAAGCCAUGAGUAUGAUGCUCUCAGUAUCUGCUGCUAGCCUGGGGCAGAUGACCCUGGGAGGCGUGGCGUUUGCAUUUCGAGACUGGCUCACCCUCCAGCUAGUGAUGUCUAUGCCAUUCUUUGUCUUACUUCUGUCGACAAGAUGGCUGAUGGAGUCUGCGAGGUGGCUGAUUAUCACCAACAAACCUGACAGCAGCUUAAAGGAGCUUAGGAAAGUUGCACGAAUGAAUGGAGUAAAGAAUGCGGAUGAUAUACUAACCAUGGAGGUCUUGAGAUCCGCCAUGCAGGAGGAGCUGGAGGUGAUGCAGAAACAGUUUUCUGUGCUUGACCUGUUCCGAACACCCAACAUGCGGAAAAGGAUCUGUUUCCUGUCUUUUGCAAGAUUUGCUUGCUUCCUGCCUCUUCUUGGCCUGAGUCUCCACCUCCAGCAGGUGGGAAGCCACCUCUUCCUGGUCCAGCUUCUCUUUGGUGCAGUUGCCUUCCCAGCCAAUCACAUCGCACUUUUGAUACUGAAUUGCCUGGGCCGUAGGCUCGGCCAGGCCCUUUUCAUGUUCCUGCAGGGAGUCUCCAUUCUGGGCAUCAUCUUUGUGCCUCAAGAAAUGCAGACCAUCCGCGUGGUUCUGUCAGCCUUUGGAGUAGGCACUUCCUAUGCCUUGAUGACCGGCAUUGUCACCCACAGCACCGAACUGCUCCCCACUAUAAUCAGGGCAACAGCCACAGGCAUCCUGGGAAUUUGGGGUAGUGUUGGGGCGGCCCUGGCCCCCCUCGUGAUGAUCCUGGCAGUGUACUCCCCCCACGUGCCCUGGAUCAUCUACGGUGCCCUCCCGCUCCUCGCUGUCCCCGUUGUCCUGCUCCUUCCUGAGACCAAGAACCAGCCCCUGCCUGACUCCAUCCAGGAUGUGGAGAACCAGAGUGAAGCCUCAGGAAAAACAAAGCAGGAAGUUACCUCCAUGAAACUGACACAGUUUUAAGGAAUUCCAGACACUGCUAAAGA
Condylura cristata (star-nosed mole) is the source of this 1682-nucleotide messenger RNA. Its product is annotated as solute carrier family 22 member 9-like. Bases 1 to 1659 code for a protein of 552 amino acids. Lineage: Eukaryota; Metazoa; Chordata; Mammalia; Eulipotyphla; Talpidae. The transcript has 10 exons. The record is from RefSeq and is a predicted model, not a curated record. Gene Ontology annotation, biological process: transmembrane transport. Gene Ontology annotation, cellular component: membrane. Gene Ontology annotation, molecular function: transmembrane transporter activity.